Messenger RNA from Amphimedon queenslandica, 897 nucleotides. RefSeq lists its product as uncharacterized. Lineage: Eukaryota; Metazoa; Porifera; Demospongiae; Haplosclerida; Niphatidae. Bases 1 to 786 code for a protein of 261 amino acids. The record is from RefSeq and is a predicted model, not a curated record. The transcript has 3 exons.
AUGGCGUCUUCAUCCCAAAGACAGAAGAAGAGAAAUGCUCAAAUGAAGCGGAAAAAGUAUGACCAUAAGCAUCAAGCAUCUGGGGGAUCAAGUCAUAGCAAGAGUGAAGUAGCCUUUGAAGAUGAGACUGAGUCAAAAGAUAUUGAAAGAAUUGUUAUUUCUCAACCAAAACAGAAAGAACCAAAAGAACUUGAGCCUCAGCCUGUUGCAGUACAAGAUUUGUAUGAUAUGCCUACUGAAAGCAGUGAUGUAGCUAUGGAGGAAUUGGAAGGACGAUUAUCUCAAUUACUGUCUUCACGUCUUCCAUCACACCAAUCUCUCCCUGUCAUGCAAGAAGAAGACACAUCAGACUCACAAAGCCAGACGGAGAGCUAUGCACCCUCAAUUAAUCUCUCAGGUCUUGUAUCAUGCCUGGCAUCACUACCUCUACACAGAAAACUUUUCAUUCCAAAAGAGCUAGUGGAGCUUUACGAAAAAGGAAGACCAAAUCAUGAGAAUGAAAUAAUGUCACCUGCUCCUUCUACUCAUCCUCCAGCUCACUCUCAUCCAAAUCAACCAGAAAUCAUCAAACUAAACAAGCAACCAUCAUCACUCCCUGCUUCUAGUGGGAUACCAGAGGAGAGAUCAGUACUGGAUACUGAACUAAAUGAUUUACUGCAAAGAGACACAGGCUCAUUGCUAACAAAAGAAUCGGCAAAGGAUAAAAUUGCAGUAAAAGAGAAGAAUGUAACAGUACACCAAAAUACUGAACUAGACACUGCACUUGAUGAACUAUUGGAUAUGUAACAGAAAAAAUGCAACCGCUCUGUAGUCUGUACCAAUUUUUUUAAAAGUAUGCUUGUUUAGAAUAAACCUGAUGGAUGGUUUGAGUUAUCAUUUUCCCCCCAAUCUUUUAAA